GGGCAGAGGGCCGGCGCUUCACAUGAAGCCGGCCCGGCGCGGCGCGGGAGCGCUAGUGGCCCGAGCGAGCGCGGCAGAGAACGAGCGCCGGCCGGCCCCCUGGCCCCGCUCCCCGCCUCCCGCCUCCGCCCGACGCGCCGGAGGCCCGGCCGGCCGCGGCGUGUCUGCGCGCCCCUCCCUCGGCGGCGUCCCACGCCCCCUUCCGGCCGGGGGCGCGCGGGGCGGAGCGCGGGGCGGCGGCGCGGACUAGGGCGUUGGGUUCCCCUGAGGUGGCCCGCGGAGUGGGCGAGAUUUGUUUGCUUGUUUGUUUGGUAGCAAUCUUUGUUUCCUGUCAACUUCUCUCACAGAAAAAAUGUGGGAAGGCCAACUGCCCAUCUUCACCGCGUCAAAACAAAUGUCUGGUUGGGCUCGCCGAGUUACUAUUGUUGGCGAAGUCCAAGGAAUUGAGGAUGAAGAUGAAAGAAAAGAGCCUCCUAAUUGUACACACCAGAGAGAGAAGCAGGUGUUUAUACCACUGGAACUUUGCCUUGCAGAUUAUUUACAAAAUCUUGCUCCUUCAUGCCCAUCUCAGAACAAACACAAUCUGCAUUCAGAACAGGACCGUUUACAAGUUCAAUGGAGUUAUUUUGGACUGAGUGACCAAAAGAUGAUAUACACAGAGAUGAGAAGAGCUGAUUUGGGCAGCAGGCACGGAAACUGGUUCAGGGUGCUGAACAAGGAAAGGAGAGAAAAUAUGACUCAUUGCUCUUGGUGUAAUCCCCAAGGACCAGAGAAGCUCUACUUUAAAGCAACAUCAAUACCUCUGGAAAUUUUAUUGGCUCUGCCUUCAAAAUAUAUUCAGAAUUUAGGAAGUUCUUCAGGCAAAAGGAAUAUAAGACCAACCAUAAAACUUGGAUCUACAUCAAGAAAUGAAGGGCAUUGGAAAUGGAAUCAAGCAAGCAUAGUACAUUUUCAUCUUUCAGAUUGUGAAAAUCAGACUCAGAAUCACUUCACUGGCUCUGCUGGCAAUGAAUGAUUCAAGUAAAUCACUGGAUGCCUUUAUCUCUGGGUAUUUGGCAGUUUGGUGCAGACACUAAAGGAAAGAGAGUCCUCAAAGAGUGACCAAUGGAAGAGGAGAGACCAAAGUUCAACAUGGUCAGUUCUGUUUGAGAGGCCAGUAAAAUAUACAGGUAACAGUGACCAACAGGAAACUGGAUAUGGAAAUCUAUAACUUGAGAGCUGAGCCUGGACAUAUAUGUGGGGGUCAUUAGCAAAUAGGUAUCAGUUCGAUCAAAAUGGGCAGUUUUACUCAGGUGAAGCAUCUAGUCUGAGAAGUGCAGCAUAUGGAAGACAUAAUCUAGGGUUAUGGCAACAUUUGUGUGGGUGCAAGAAGAGGUGCUAGGAAGAGAAGGGUCAGAAUAACACAAGAGUAGCUGGAUGGAUAUAGUCUUAUGGAUUUUAUAG
Messenger RNA from Neofelis nebulosa (Clouded leopard), 1443 nucleotides. RefSeq lists its product as uncharacterized. The transcript is spliced from 9 exons. The record is from RefSeq and is a predicted model, not a curated record. Lineage: Eukaryota; Metazoa; Chordata; Mammalia; Carnivora; Felidae. Bases 353 to 1015 code for a protein of 220 amino acids.